AUGAAAAAUCUAGUCUACCUUGACUACAAAGCAAAUAAACUUAUGCUCACAGCAAUAACCACGAUAAGGUGUUAUUUUUCAGAAAUAACUGGUCGGAGUAGACCAUCACCACCAAGCCAUCACAAAUACACUAUAUCAGCAAUAGCCAGUUAUACAGAAGAGUAUAAGGAGCUGCUGUCAUUAAAGUGUGACGCAAUAUUGUCAGAUAUUUUAUUCAUUGACCCUUCUUACGCGUAUCAAGUCUUUCUCUUUCUUUCAGAUAUAUAUUAUCAGAAAAUAACUCAAGGUUCGUCAUUGAAAAAGGAAAUUAGGAGCAAAGCUAUUUACCCCUUUCCAAAGGCAUUGAGUCAUAUAAUGCCGCCUCAGGCAAAGGUCAUAGCAAGAUGGCCACAGCUGGGACCAGAUAGAACUAUUCUAUGUCGAUACAAAAGGCAUAAUUUGUGGUUCAGUAAAAUCAAAAUGUCGUGCCCUACCAGGAAACAUCCCCCUCCCACAGAAUUAGCGAUUGACUAG
Phycomyces blakesleeanus NRRL 1555(-) is the source of this 513-nucleotide messenger RNA. RefSeq lists its product as hypothetical. Bases 1 to 513 code for a protein of 170 amino acids. The record is from RefSeq and is a predicted model, not a curated record. NCBI's taxonomy places the organism in Eukaryota, Fungi, Mucoromycota, Mucoromycetes, Mucorales, Phycomycetaceae. The transcript has 4 exons.